CAAGUAGAGCCAAACCAAAGCGAUCCAGUUUGCGUCGCAGCGCAUCGAAGGCAGUCGUCGACUGUUCGCUGUACACAGCUGAUUUGGUCAAUUUAACGUUCCUAACGAGUUGCGUUUUGUCACCAUGGUGUGCGAAAAGUGUGAGAAGAAGCUCGGCAAAGUGAUCACCCCGGACCCGUGGAAAGCCGGAGCUCGCAACACCACCGAAGGUGGCGGCAGGAUGAUCAACGAAAACAAGGCCCUGACAGCGAAAAAGGCACGGUUCACGCCUUACGGGAAAUUCGCCGAGUGCCGCAUCUGUCGCCAGAAAGUGCACCAGGUGGGCUCAAACUACUGCCAGGGCUGCGCCUAUAAGAAAGGGAUCUGCGCUAUGUGCGGGAAGAAGAUUCUCGAGACCAAGAACUACAGGCAGUCGUCGACUUGAGAUGUGCGUUUGAUCGCUACACUUCCAAGACUAUCUGUUUGAACGCACCAGCGUUCCAUCAGCCUGCUUUGUGAACCAUCGAGGAGUGCGCAGCGCUCGCAAAACGACGACAGGGACUCGCCUGGUGUGUUGUUCCAAAGCUGUUUUUAUUCACAUGUAAAACAUAUUUACAAAGGCGUUCACCCGUGAACCGAGUCGUACACUACGCACCCCUCCCCGCUUUUUUUUUUCUUUCCUUACAGGCCUGGUGCGAUCGGGCACAAUCUGACAAAAUAAGUUACACUUCUCUGUCAUUGAAGGCCUAGUUGGUUGUAAUAAAUAAAUAUGUACAAAC
Molecule: messenger RNA, 758 nt
Organism: Rhipicephalus microplus (southern cattle tick)
Lineage: Eukaryota; Metazoa; Arthropoda; Arachnida; Ixodida; Ixodidae
Product: cysteine-rich PDZ-binding protein
Biological process (GO): cytoplasmic microtubule organization
Cellular component (GO): dendrite
Molecular function (GO): microtubule binding; PDZ domain binding
Source: RefSeq, a predicted model, not a curated record